Messenger RNA from Ipomoea triloba (trilobed morning glory), 2595 nucleotides. RefSeq lists its product as uncharacterized. Gene Ontology annotation, molecular function: zinc ion binding. Lineage: Eukaryota; Viridiplantae; Streptophyta; Magnoliopsida; Solanales; Convolvulaceae. Bases 1334 to 2416 code for a protein of 360 amino acids. The record is from RefSeq and is a predicted model, not a curated record. The transcript is spliced from 7 exons.
UACAGAAUCUGGAAAAUUUGUUAUUGCAUGGUUUUCCCAGUUUCAAAACUAUUUUUUCUUGUUCAAUGGUGAUUUCUUUUCAAGAAUGUAUUAGUUGUGUAUACCCAUAUUUUGGAUUUUCUGUCUCUAUAUAGCUACCACCAACUAGAUUUUAGUUAAGACUUGGGCUUCUUUUGGUAUACUUGAAUUGCUGCAUAUGGGAAUAGAAUGAACCAUAGAAAGGAACAAAGAGAGAAAUUAAUAUUAUUUAUUCAAAAUUAAUUUGAUCCCAAGACAAUAUCUUUUGAUUCCUUGUUCUCCCUGUAACCACUAUUAUGAAGUAAUGAACAUUCCUAAAGGAAUGAUGAUUUGGAUGGAAUGAACAUAAGAAAUGCAGAAAUGGAAUUUGUGGCUGUAGUACUAAUUCAGUUACUUGGUUCCUGUGUAGCAAAUGUAGCCUUAAUUCAGUGAAAUUUGUUGUCUCCACCAAUAUCAUUUUAGUAUUUUAUUUUUGAUGAACUAGGCUGGAAAGUCUUCGAAGGAGAGUUCCAAGUUUUUUGCUUGUUGUUCAAUGCAUCUAUAUUGAAUUCAAGGAAGCUCAAUUCAUGUAAUUUAUGAGAUAUUAUGUUGGCAAAGUAUCUAUAUCAUGUCUUAUUUGGCGGGUAAGUGUUCUCAACUGUUUGACAUUAUAAAUGGUAGGAAUAUAUUUAGCAUGAUAUUAGGGAUUAAUGUGUAUAUUCUUAGGGAUUGGUUCCGAUCCUUACCUUAGUUAGUAUAUAGUUUCUUGUAUAAAUAUGUAUAUUCCUUAGUCUGAGAAAUAUGAAAAAUAUAGAGUUCUUUUGUUAACAUCAACAAACAUAAAUGAUAAGUAAAUGUGCAAUUUGCGUGAUAUUUAUAAAUUGCCUGCUUGCCAACUUGCGUGUACGGAAAAUCUGUGGAUUGAGCCAAUACUUCACCUACAGCGAGCUGAGUGGUGUUUUGCCACGGAAUAUUUAUAUAUUGCCUCUGUGUCAGCUUGGUAUUUAUAUAUAGCAUAUGUGUCAACUUGUAAUGGAUAUAUGAUGCUACGUGUUGACUUCACAGAAAGAAGGUUUCGGUGAUAGUUGCUUUAAAUUGCCAGAUAACUACAGGCUGACUACUAAGUUCAUUGAUGUGUUUGAAUGCGUUUUUGGGUGAAACAGUCAUGUGGGGUCAUCUCUGAGUCUGUAUCUACAAAAGGGCAAAACUUGAUUGUAGAGAUACCAGAAGGAAUAAUGGAGCAAUCAGCAGAGAUUCUGUUAGGAGAAACGUACCCUUCUCACCGACUCCGAUAGGGGUGAUAUCUAGAGGUAAAUCAUCUAUUUUGCAAAACACAAUGUCAGAGAUUGAAGAGGUUGCAAUUUCGAGGACACUAACUCCUACAGAAGUUUUCAAUCCAAGGAUUAAAAGAACAUUGUCGCAGCCAGAAAUUCCAAUUGCACUCCCAAAUCCUCGUUCAUCACAUGGAAGUUUUAAUUCAUCUACAAAGGGGAUUGAACACCCACUACAUCGAUCACAUUCAGUACCUAAUUUAAAGGAGGCUGAAAGCACAAUACACAUGGUAGGGAGGCUAAAUUGUGUAAUUCGCUCUACUACUCAAAUCAAUGUUGGUGCUCUAGCAACAUCAGCUGCUGCUCCAUCUUUUGGUAAAGAUGUGAGUGAUAAUUUGGGCAAAGAUGUUACAGAAGAUGCUGUUUGCAGAAUAUGUUUGGUUGAACUUGGGGAGGGAUCAGCCAUUGUUAAGAUGGAAUGCAGUUGCAAAGGUGAACUUGCACUGGCCCACCGAGAGUGUGCUGUAAAAUGGUUUACAUUGAAAGGCAACAGCACCUGUGACAUCUGUAGAAACAAGGUUCAGAACAUACAUAUUAAAUAUAAUUAUCGGAAUGCAGUGAUAAAUGUUCUUGCACAAACUGGACUUGCUCUAAACAGGUAUUGGAUCACUGUUCCUGUGGAUGUCAUUUGCAGCGUGACUGCCUACUUUUUAUUCGUGUUGGAACUUUUGUCCACGAAGGGAGAUCGUGAUCCUCCACUUGCUGCUCCAUGUUCAAUCAUAUUGGGUCUCAUUGCACAUGUGAUAUCGUUUAGGAUGGUGUCUUCAGCGAGAAAACAAGCUUGGGUUUAUGGAUUGGUUCAGUUUGGAUUCGUGGUUCUAUUUGGACAUGUCCUCUACUUGGUGCUUAACCUUGGUGAAUAUACAUCGGUUCUUGUUGCGGUAUUGUUUGGGUUUAGCCUUACAAUGAUCGGUCAUAUGGUCCUGCGACCGAUGGCUAGGUCAAAUCAGCAGCAAACUCCCUCUCAGGUGGGUAUGCAUCCAAACCCAUCUUCAGAAACCAUUCCUGCAUCCCAGAUUGAUCUGCAACAAACCGAUCUCGAAAGCGGAAGGAAAUCCCAUCCCGGAGUUGAUAACAGCUCCAACUGAGAGAGACUCAGACUCCUCUCAUCUCAUUUCUUUACUUUGUGCAUGUUUUUUAUUGUUCAAUAAUGGCUGGCUUAGAACAUGUUUCUAUAGCUGUUUCCCUAUUUUGGUGAAUUGCAGUGAAUGUAACUAUCAUCAGAUCAUUCAUUCUAAUUCUAGAUGUUGUUUUUACCUUCGCAUAA